This is a messenger RNA of Candidozyma haemuli, 1656 nucleotides long. It is a transcript of the gene MLS1, whose product is annotated as malate synthase. Bases 1 to 1656 code for a protein of 551 amino acids. The record is from RefSeq and is a predicted model, not a curated record. Gene Ontology annotation, biological process: glyoxylate cycle. Gene Ontology annotation, cellular component: peroxisomal matrix; cytoplasm. The transcript has a single exon. Gene Ontology annotation, molecular function: malate synthase activity. NCBI's taxonomy places the organism in Eukaryota, Fungi, Ascomycota, Pichiomycetes, Serinales, Metschnikowiaceae.
AUGUCUUCUCCUUUCCCAACCACAUCUCUGAAAUUGCAAGGCGUUCAGAUCUUGGCCCCUGUUCCACAGGAGGCUAAACACAUUUUCAACCAGGAGGCCUUGGGUCUCGUUGCUACUUUGCACCGUGCUUUCAACGGUGAGAGAAAGCGUUUGUUGGCUAACAGAGAGAAGCAGCAGCAGUUGAGAGACGAUGGUGUCUUGCCAGACUUCUUGCCUGAGACUGCUCACAUCAGGGAGGACCCAACCUGGACUGGUCCUCCAUUGGCCCAGGGCUUGCAGGACAGAAGAGUUGAAAUCACUGGUCCAACCGACAGAAAGAUGGUUAUCAACGCUUUGAACUCCAACGUUGCUACUUACAUGGCUGACUUUGAGGACUCCUUGACCCCAGCCUGGAGAAACUUGGUUGACGGUCAGGUUAACUUGUACGACGGUGUCCGCAGAAACGUCACUUACGAGGCUAACGGUAAGUCUUACAAGUUGAACUUGGACCCAAAGAGACACAUUCCAACCUUGAUUGUCAGACCAAGAGGCUGGCACUUGGAUGAGAAGCACGUCUUGGUUGACGGUGAGCCAGUUUCUGGUGGUAUCUUUGACUUUGCUCUCUACUUCUACAACAACGCCAGAGAGACCUUGGAGCGUGGCUUCGGUCCAUACUUCUACUUGCCAAAGAUGGAGCACCACUUGGAGGCUAAGUUGUGGAAUGACAUUUUCAACCACUCCCAGGACUACAUUGGUCUUCCAAGAGGUACCAUCAGAGGUUCCGUCUUGAUUGAGACCUUGCCAGCUGCUUUCCAGAUGGACGAGAUCAUUUACCAAUUGAGACAGCACAUUGGUGGUUUGAACUGUGGUAGAUGGGACUACAUCUUCUCUUUCAUCAAGUCUUUGAGAAAGCACAAGGAGUUCAUCUUGCCAGACAGAUCUCAGGUCACCAUGGCCUCUCCAUUCAUGGCCUCCUACGUUAAGUUGUUGGUCCACACUUGUCACAAGAGACAGGUCCACGCUUUGGGUGGUAUGGCUGCUCAGAUUCCUAUCAAGGAUGACGAGGCCAGAAACAGAGCUGCUUUGGAGAACGUUACCAAGGACAAGUUGAGAGAGGUCACUGCUGGCUGUGACUCUUGUUGGGUUGCCCACCCAGCUUUGGUUCCUGUCGUGUUGAAGGUCUUCAACGAGCACAUGAAGGGUCCAAACCAGAUCAACGUCCCACCAAAGGUUCCAUACAAGCCUGUCACCGCCAGAGACUUGUUGAGCCCAUACGUUCCAGACGCUAAGAUUACCGAGCAAGGUAUCAGAACUAACUGCAUCAUUGGUUUGUCUUACAUUGAAGCUUGGUUGCGUAACGUCGGUUGUGUCCCAAUCAACUACUUGAUGGAGGACGCUGCUACCGCCGAGGUUUCCAGAACCCAGCUUUGGCAAUGGGUUACCCACGGUGCUCUCAACGACCAGGGUCAGAAGAUCACCAAGGAAUACGUUGCCAAGCUCUUGGAUGAGGAGUACUCUAAGUUGGCCAAGUCUGCCCCAGCCGGCAACAAGUUCAAGCCAGCUUUGGACUACUUCAAGCCAGAGGCUUUGGGUGAGAAGUACUCUAACUUCGUCACCACGUUGAUCUACAAUGAUGUCACCACCAUUGGCAGACCAACCACUGCUGAGAAGUUGUAG